Molecule: messenger RNA, 1791 nt
Organism: Kalmanozyma brasiliensis GHG001
Lineage: Eukaryota; Fungi; Basidiomycota; Ustilaginomycetes; Ustilaginales
Product: Tetratricopeptide TPR1
Exons: 1
Coding region: 1-1791 (596 amino acids)
Molecular function (GO): Hsp90 protein binding
Source: RefSeq, a predicted model, not a curated record
AUGUCGGUCGCAGAACUCAAAGCCAAAGGCAACGCCGCCUUUGCGUCCAAGGACUACCAGACCGCCAUCCAGGCCUACAACGAUGCCAUCGCUGCUGCUGCCUCGCCGGAAGACAAUGUUCACGUUCUCUACUCGAACCGCUCCGCCUGUUUCGCUGGACUGCGUGACUGGGACCACGCGCUCGAAGACGCCGAGGCGUGCAUCAAGGCCAACCCCUCCUUCGCCAAGGGCUACGGUCGUAAGGGCGCUGCGCUGCACGGCGCACGCAAGCUCGAGGAUGCCGUCGAUGCGUACCACGCCGGUCUGCAGAUGGCGCCCGAGGAUGCGGGUCUGAAGAAGGGUCUCGCUGACGUUCAGCGCGCCGUCGAGAACGAGGCCGCCAACGGGCCCGGUCCGGAAGCCUCGCUGGGUCAGAUGUUCAACGAUCCUCAGCUGAUCCCCAAGCUCAGCGCCAACCCCAAGACCGCCAAGCUGCUCUCCGACCCGAGCUUCAUGGCCAAGCUCAAGUCGAUCCAGGCCAACUCGCAGGAGGCACAGAUGGCGUUCUCCGACCCGCGCAUGAUCCAGGUCAUGGGUGUGCUCAUGGGCAUCGACUUGCAGGCGUUCGAGCGACCCGAGGGAUCCGAUGAGCUGCCGGCCGAUCUCGAGAACCGUCGUGAAGACAUCGAGAAGCAGACCGGUUCGUCGUCUUCCAAACCCGCCGCCUCUUCCUCUGCGUCCGAUGUCGAGAUGAAGGACGCCAAGCCCUCCGCUCCCAUCCCUGCCGAGCCAGAGGAGGAGGACGAAGAGGCGAAAGCCAAAGCCGCCGCCGACGCCGAAAAGGCCAAAGGAAACGCCCUCUACAUGAAGCGCGACUUCGCCUCCGCCAUCCCGCACUACCAAGCCGCCUGGGACACGCACAAAGACAUCACGUACCUCAACAACCUCGGCGCCUGCUAUUUCGAGCAGGGCAAGUACGACGAAGCGAUCAAGGCGUGCGAGCAAGCCGUCGAAGAAGGUCGAUCCAUGCGGGCGGAUUUCAAGCUGGUCGCCAAGGCCUAUGGUCGAAUCGGUACUGCGUAUGCCAAGCAGGACAAGUUGGAUCUGGCGAUUGCGAACUACGAAAAGUCGUUGACGGAGCAUCGGACGCCGGAUGUGCUGGCCAAGCUUCGCGAUGCGGAGAAGUUGCAGAAGGAGCGAACGAGGCAGGCGUACAUCGACCCUGCCAAGGCCGAAGCGGAGCGUGCGAGGGGUAACGAGCUGUACAAGGCGGGCGAUUUUCCUGGUGCAGUGGCUGCGUUUGGGGAAGCGAUCAAGCGCGAUCCGUCCGAUCCUAGGGGUUACACCAACCGCGCUUCGGCAUAUACAAAGCUCGCUGCGCUCCCUGAAGCUCUCAAGGACGCAGAAGAGGCCAUCAAGGUCGAUCCCAAAUUCGUCAAGGGUUACAUCCGAAAAGCCAACGUGCUGUUCAGCAUGAAGGAGUUCACCAAGGCCAUGGAGGCUUGCCAGAAAGCCGAGACCGUCGACUCCGAGCAGGAAGGAGGCGCCAAGAACGCAAGGGAGAUCCAGGGCUUGUUGAGCAAGUGCAUGAACGAGUUGUAUUCGCAGAGGAGCGGCGAGAGCGAGGAGGAGACGCUCAAGAGGGCGAUGCGCGAUCCAGAGGUCGCUCAGAUCAUGCAGGAUCCCGUCAUGCAGAGCAUUCUCCAGCAGGCUCAGGGCAACCCGGCGGCACUGCAGGAGCAUAUGAAGAGCCCCAUCAUCAGGGAGAAGGUGAACAAGCUUAUUGCGGCGGGCAUCAUUCGCACUCGUUAG